AUACCCUUCCCACCCAUACCCUUCCCCACCUCCCCUCGACCAAAUCUCUCCCCUCCCCUCCCCUCCCCCCCCGGGGGGGGUCCGGGGGAAGGAGAUGUCCGAGUACGAGGAGUUUGUGGCGCCGCCGGAGUGUCCGGUGUUCGAGCCGAGCUGGGAGGAGUUCGCCGACCCGCUGGGCUACAUCGCCAAGAUCAGACCCAUCGCUGAGAAGAGCGGCAUCUGCAAGAUCAGGCCUCCUCUGGACUGGCAGCCGCCGUUCGCUGUAGAGGUCGACAACUUCAAGUUUACUCCCCGGAUCCAGCGUCUGAACGAGUUGGAGGCACAGACCCGAGUGAAAUUAAACUUCCUGGAUCAAAUCGCCAAGUUCUGGGAACUCCAGGGGUCGACGUUAAAAAUUCCCAAUGUGGAGCGACGAAUCCUGGACCUGUACAGCCUGAACAAGAUCGUCAUCGAGGAGGGCGGCUACGAAGCCAUCUGUCGAGACAGGCGGUGGUCACGCGUGGCUCAGCGACUGGGCUACCCACCAGGCAAAGGGAUCGGCUCUCUGCUCCGCUCGCACUACGAGAGGGUCAUCUACCCUUUCGACACCUUCCAGUCCGGAGCCAGCUUAGCGUGUCAGCCGGGACCACAGUUUGACAGUGAAGAGAAGGACCGGGAGUACAAACCCCACAGUAUCCCACUACGCCAGUCCGUGCAGCCCUCCAAGAUGAACAGCUACGGACGGAGAGCCAAACGUUUGCAAGCUGAGACGGAGCCGACGGAAGCUGACAUUGCCAAGAACCCCGAGCUCAAGAAGCUUCAGAUAUACGGAGCUGGCCCCAAAAUGGUGGGACUGGGGCUGGUGGUAAAGGACCGAGCCAACAGGAAGCGAGACAAGGACUGCCUGGACUGCCCCCCGACGCUGGUGGUGAAGGAGGAAAUUGUGGGCGAGCCCAAAGUGGACUACGCCCUGGAGCCCUGUCCGCUGGUCAAGGAAGAGAGGAGCGUCGCUGACCCCUGCGGCAAGAUGACCAUGAGACUGCGCAAGGGGGCCGCCUCAGCUCCGUUUAUGGAAUCGUACGUCUGUAUAAUCUGCUCCCGUGGGGUGGAGGAGGAGAAGCUGGUUCUCUGUGAAGGCUGUGAGGACAGCUACCACACUUUCUGCCUCAUCCCUCCGCUCCCAGAAAUUCCCAGAGGAGACUGGAGGUGUCCCAAGUGUGUCGUUGAAGAGUGCAAGAAACCGGCAGAGGCUUUUGGCUUUGAGCAGGCGACGAGGGAGUACACCCUGCAGAGCUUUGGGGAGAUGGCGGACACUUUCAAAUCGGACUACUUCAACAUGCCCGUCCACAUGGUGCCGACGGAGUUGGUGGAGAAGGAGUUCUGGCGAUUAGUGAGCAGUAUCGAGGAGGAUGUUACAGUCGAGUACGGAGCCGACAUCCACUCCAAGGAGUUUGGUAGCGGCUUCCCGAACAAGGCCGGCAAGAGGCAGCUGGCCCCAGAGGAGGAGCAGUACACCGAGUGCGGCUGGAACCUGAACGUGAUGCCCGUCCUGGACCAGUCGGUGCUGUGCCACAUCAACGCCGACAUCUCCGGCAUGAAGGUGCCCUGGCUCUACGUGGGCAUGUGCUUCGCCGCCUUCUGCUGGCACAUCGAGGACCACUGGAGCUACUCCAUCAACUACCUCCACUGGGGCGAGCCGAAGACCUGGUACGGCGUUCCCUCGUACGCAGCAGAGCAGCUGGAGGCGGUGAUGAAGAAGCUGACACCAGAGCUGUUCGAGAGCCAGCCCGACCUCCUGCACCAGCUGGUCACCAUCAUGAACCCCAACAUCCUCAUGUCGCACGGAGUGCCCGUGGUGAGGACGAAUCAGUGUGCCGGAGAAUUUGUCAUCACCUUCCCUCGAGCUUACCACAGUGGCUUCAAUCAAGGCUAUAACUUUGCUGAAGCUGUUAACUUCUGCACUGCUGACUGGCUGCCGGCCGGCCGCCGGUGCAUUGAGCACUACCGGUGGCUGCGCAGAUACUGCGUCUUCUCCCACGAGGAGCUCAUCUGCAAGAUGGCGGCCUGCGCCGAGAAGCUGGACCUGAACCUGGCGGCGGCCGUUCACAAGGAGAUGUUCAUCAUGGUGCAGGAGGAGCGGAAGCUGAGGAAGGCGCUGCUGGAGAAGGGCAUCACCGAGGCGGAGCGAGAGGCCUUCGAGCUGCUGCCGGACGACGAGAGGCAGUGCGACAAGUGCAAGACCACCUGCUUCCUGUCGGCGCUGGCCUGCUACGAGUGUCCCGAGCGGCUGGUCUGCCUCUACCACAUCGACGACCUGUGCGACUGCCCCCCCAGCCGGCACUAUCUGAGGUAUCGGUACACCCUGGACGAGCUCCCAGCCAUGCUGCACAAGCUGAAGAUCCGAGCUGAGUCGUUCGACACCUGGGGAAGCAAAGUGAGGACGGCCCUGGAGAUGGAGGGCGCGCAGAAGAAAACGCUGGACGACCUGAAGUUACUGGUGGCCGAGGCCAAGGAGAAAAAGUUCCCGGAGAACGGGCUCCUCCAGCAGCUCAAGUGCAGCGUCGAGGAGGCAGAGAAGUGCCUGGCGGAGGCCUUGCAGUUGUCCCAGAGCAGGAAGGGAGUCAGGCCUCAGCUGGACGGUGCCGAGCCUUCGCCGAAGCUCACCGUAGACCAACUGCGGAUGUUCAUCGAGCAACUCCGGAGCUUGCCCUGCGUCAUCACUCAAAUCGACGACAUGCAGGAGCUCCUGGAGGACAUCGAGAAGUUCCAGGUGCAAACCCAGGCUGCCCUGAAGGAGCUGCCUCCCAGCUCGCGGGAAUUCCGGGACCUCAUCGAGCAGGGCCGCCAGCUGGCCGUGGAGCUGCCGGAGAUCUCCAGGCUGCGGCAGGAGGCCCAGCAGGCCGAGUGGCUGGACGAGGUGCGCGAGACCCUGGCCGCCUCGGGCCGGGUCACGCUGGAGGUGAUGCGGCCCCUGGUCGAGUCGGGCUCCAAGCUGGCCUCCAACCCGGCCGUCGAGAAGGCCAUGGCGGAGCUGCAGGAGCUGCUGACCAUCUCCGAGCGCUGGGAGGAGAAAGCUCAGAUCUGCCUGGAGGCCAGGCAAAAGCACCCGCCCGCUACCCUGGAAGCCAUCAUCAAGGAAGCGGAGAACAUCCCGGUCGAGCUGCCCAACAUCCUGUGCCUGAAGGAGGCGCUGUCGAAGGCGAGGGCCUGGAUCGCUGACGUCGAGGAGAUUCAGAAUGGCGAUCACUAUCCAUGUCUGGAUGACCUGGAGGGGCUGGUGGCUGUUGGGCGUGACCUUCCGGUGCGAAUGGAGGAGCUUCCCCAUCUGGAGAGCCAAGUAACAACUGCACACUCAUGGAGGGAGAAAGCGACCAAGACAUUUCUCAAGAAAAACUCCUGUUACACGUUAUUAGAGGUGCUAUGUCCGUGCGCUGACACAGGUUCAGACAACGUCCGGAGGAACAAAUGGAAGAAGGCGAAGGAGAGCGUCCUGGACAAGGCCGACACCGACGGCCUGGGACUAUCGGCACAGGACAUCCGGGACCCGGGAUCAAUCAUCCUGGCCUUCAAGGACGCAGAGCAGAAGGAGAGGGAGGGGAUCCGCGCCCUGCGGCAGAAGAACGCGUCUAAACCCUUGUCCUCGUCGGCGUCGGCGGCGUCGGAGGAGGAGGAGGAGGAGGAGCGGCGGCAGCAGCAGCAGCAAGAGGAGGAGGAGGAGGAGGAGGGCCGCGAGUCGGGGGUGUGCGUGUGCGGUCAGCCGCCGGCUAACCUGAUGCUGCAGUGCGAGCUCUGCAAGGACUGGUUCCACAGCGGCUGCACCAGCUGCCCCAAGCUCAGCCACCAGAAGCACUCGCCGGCCUGGUGGGACUGGGACACCAAGUUCCUGUGCCCCCUCUGCCUGCGCUCCCGGCGGCCCCGGCUGGAGAUCAUCCUCUCCCUGCUCGUGGCCCUGCAGAAGCUGCCGGUCCGGCUGCCUGAGGGGGAGGCCCUGCAGUGCCUGACCGAGAGGGCCAUCAUGUGGCAGGACCGGGCCCGGCGCGCCAUGGCCACCAAGGAGGUGGCCGCCCUGCUCGAGAGACUGGCCGAGCUCCGGCAGCAGCUGCAGAACCAGGUGGUGAAGGACACCAUCGCCAUGAAGGAGCGGAGCCGCGUGGGCAAUCACCAGAAGAAGGUGGGUGGAGCGAAUGGUGAUGCAGUUGAUGUGCCACAGGAAAACAAGGAAACCAGCAGUCCCACAGCAACAGACGAGGACGACGUGACCCUCGAGAGUCCUGCCGUCGAGCUGUCCGAGGCGGUGCAGCAGCAGCUGGAGGAGCUGAUGGUGGACGGAGACCUGCUGGAGGUGACGCUGGACGAGAACCACAACAUCUGGAGGGUCCUCCAGGCGGUGCGGACGCCGCCUCGCGAGAAGAUUCGGAAGCUCCUGCAAAUCGAGAAGCUGGAAAGCAAACUCGCGAGGGUGCGAGGGAAAGACUCCGCAGAGAAACGCCGGAAGAGGAAGCUGGAGAGGGGAGACUCCUUCCUCCUGCAGGGGCAGGAAGAUCCCGAGGAGCUGGACCCCAGCGAGCCAAAGAGAGGCAAGUCGGAGGCAGCCAGUCCAGCGGUGAAAACCAGCCGCGCACCAGAGCAUCAGGGAGGGGAUAUCCGAGAGUCACAAAGUCCAGUCACACACAACGGAGUGGAGUUAUGAUCGAAGGCUACCUCCCCAGCAGUUUGGCCGUGGAGGCGUUCUGCCCGAGAGACCUCCCGACUUCAGCGGGUCCGCCGCCAGCUUCGCCCCGCUGGGAGCGAUGAAGAAACGGGGGUGGGGGAGGGGGA
Molecule: messenger RNA, 4797 nt
Organism: Carcharodon carcharias (great white shark)
Lineage: Eukaryota; Metazoa; Chordata; Chondrichthyes; Lamniformes; Lamnidae
Gene: kdm5c
Product: lysine (K)-specific demethylase 5C
Exons: 27
Coding region: 95-4669 (1524 amino acids)
Biological process (GO): chromatin remodeling
Cellular component (GO): nucleus
Molecular function (GO): histone demethylase activity; DNA binding
Source: RefSeq, a predicted model, not a curated record